AUGUCAGAUGAAGCGUGUCCUCCAGUAAAACAGCAGGAUUUGGUGGCCUGCUGGAACACCGCCCCUUGUUGUGUGGUGGAGCCUAGCUACGUCAUCGACCCGUACGGCUUCGGGUGUUUCCGUGGAUGUGUCAGAAAGUGCUCUAGAAAGAAUUGCAUGAAUCCAUGCGCAGUGAAGAAUUUCAAUCUAGAAGACUGCAUCAACACAGAUCCUAACCAUUGUGACGUCAGCCCUAUCAUGGAAUGGGUCAAAGGCAAGCGUUGCUUCAGUGGCUGCACUAAGUAUUGUGAAUGACAAAAAUUGUUGAUUUUCAAAGCCUCUGGGGUUUUCCCCUGAUAGUGUUCAAAUAAAGAGUGUUUAUUAUGAAA
Molecule: messenger RNA, 368 nt
Organism: Saccostrea cuccullata (small rock oyster)
Lineage: Eukaryota; Metazoa; Mollusca; Bivalvia; Ostreida; Ostreidae
Exons: 2
Coding region: 1-294 (97 amino acids)
Source: RefSeq, a predicted model, not a curated record